UAAACAAUGAUUUUGUUUUUCUUAGGUGAGGAAUUCGACCAAGAGGUAUGACAUUCAUUAACUCUUUUUUUUUUUUAAAAAAAAAAGGUAAUUGAUUAUUUUACACAUGGAUUCUUUGGAGAAAAAGAUCAGUAAGGGAAAAAGGAUGAAUUUAGAGUUAGAAUGUCCACCAUUAUCCAAGAAGAACAAGUCACACAAGGAUGGAUUCUCUGUGCAGACCAAAAGAUCUUAUGUAAAAGACUUGGUUGCUGCUUGGAAUAGUUUGAGUAAUCUUGACAAAGUGAGGUUUGACAAGAAAUUUGGUAGAAUAGCUGAUGUGCUGCAAGUAGAGCUAGACUGGGAAAUCAUUAGGGCAAGCUUAAGAUUUUAUGUCCCGCAUCUUUGUUGCUUUGUUUUUCUUGAGUUUGAGUUGGUACCUACCAUUGAAGAAUAUUUUCAGUUAUUGUUCAAUCGCCCAGAAAUGAGUUCAGAAGUUUAUGUCCCAAACCCUGUUAACUUUCAAUUAAAUAAGUUACAAUUUCAGUCCAUACUACAAAAGAUUUUGAGCUUUCCUUUAGAGUUCACAAAAGGUUGCAUUAUGAAGAAAAAUGAAGUUUGGGGAGUUAAUUGGAACAUGAUGUAUUCCAAAUUAAAGUUUGAUCUAAGUUCACUUUCUGAGGAGGACUGGUUAAAUUUUGUUGCCUUAGGUAUAUAUGGAAUGGUUAUUUUGCCCACUAAUAUGGAUAGUAUUAGUUCAUCGGUUGUAGCCAUGUUCGAGCAGUUGAUCAAGAAUCCAAAUCUUAAUGUUGCUCGGAUUUUAAUUGCUGAAACUCUACGCAAUGCUGACUAUAUUCAAGCUCAUGGCAAGGGUAGAUUCACAUGCUCUGCUAGUUUGUUUACAAUAUGGAUACAUGCGCAUUUAUCAAAGGUAAAUGUCUCCACAAUUAAGGAGUUUGGAAUUUUGCAAAAAGAGAAUCAAUUGGAAAAGAAAAUGGUUGACCAAUGGCAUCAACAAUUCUUGAACUUGAGAUUCGAAGACAUAGUCUGGUGUGUGACAUGGUUGAAGUCUACUGAUUACUUUUAUCCUCCACGUGGCCAUAACUGGAUUCCGUUAUUGGGCAUUCGAGGAGCUAUUAGCUAUAGUUCAGCAUUAGUGAUGAGGCAAUUUCGUGAUAGGCAAAGUAAACCAUUGCUAGAUGGUAUCACUUCAUAUGGGUUUGAUUAUUCUCUUGAUACUCAAGUAAUUAAUCAAAUUGGCUUUGCCAAGGAAGUAUGGUCACAAUGUGAAGUUCGUUUCUCAAGGAACAAGAUUUUAGUCACUUUUGAGUUUGAAGAAUGGAGGAAAGUUUGGCUUCAACACAUAGUUAUCCCUUAUGACAUUCCUAUCAUUAAAGAAGCUAUCAUUGUGGAUUUGAAGAAAAGAAUAGCAGAGCUAGAAGCUUUGUCGUGUGCUUAAAGGGUCAAGCAUGAAAACUAAAUUAGAGAGAAAAAUAUGGACAUUUAUUUUCUGGAAGGUGAGAAGCAAAAAUUGAUUAAGGAAAAGAAUUCCAUAACUUUUGAAAAAGAGGAGGUAGAGAAAGAAAUUGACAAGCAGGCU
Messenger RNA from Rubroshorea leprosula, 1576 nucleotides. The record is from the annotation of a GenBank genome assembly. Lineage: Eukaryota; Viridiplantae; Streptophyta; Magnoliopsida; Malvales; Dipterocarpaceae.